Messenger RNA from Agrilus planipennis (emerald ash borer), 3617 nucleotides. RefSeq names its product hillarin (gene Hil). Lineage: Eukaryota; Metazoa; Arthropoda; Insecta; Coleoptera; Buprestidae. The record is from RefSeq and is a predicted model, not a curated record. The transcript has 16 exons.
UUCAGCUUUCCUUAUGUAUCGACGCCAGGUAAGUACGUCCAAGAGCACUCGCGGGCAGAUUAGCAAUGCAGGUUGAGGUACAGGUACAUGUAGUAAGGUGUACCAAUGCACACACGCACACGUAGAUACGCUAAUACUACCAACAAGGAAUUCCAUUUGCCAGUGUCAGUCUAGAAACGAUCGCGGACAUUUGCGCAAGUCCCGCUUAUAAAGUGAAGACCAUUGCAGGCAAACAUACUUAAUGUUUACAGACAUACGUACGUGUUUUUAGUGCGAAUAUUUGUGAUUGUGCACUUCUGAAAAUUUUCUGUUUUCGCCAAAGGAAAUUAUGAAGUGACAAGACUCUAUUGUUUUUCCCGACCGCUUGUUUAUAACGCGUUCGUUGAUUAAAAAUCCGGCUCGUAAUUUAAGUACAUUUAUGAUUUCCAAAUUCGAUUUUUUCUAAAUAAAUAAACUUUUGUUAUGUGUACGGUGCAGGAGUGUGGAAUGCGAAAAUAACACAAAUCAACUCGCGUUGUAAGCGACCGACCACCACAAGAAUGUUGCAAAGUACGAGCUCGUAUCACAACAAGUACCGUCCCAAUUUUUACGAGAGCACGUGUUUAAGAUGCAACGAGACCGUGUACCAAGUCGAUCGCGUCGGGCCGCUCAAAGAUUUCACCUUCUUUCACAGCGGUUGCUUCAAGUGCGCCAUUUGCGGCACGAAACUUACCCUAAAGACAUACUACAACAACCAGCACCGGCAGGAGGACAAGGAGGUGUACUGUAACAGUCAUGUGCCCAAAAUUGGACCCGGACAUUUAGAUGGAUCUUGUGUCGGUAUCAGGUGCGCCUUGAACGUACCGAAAUCGACUAAUUUUGUCAACGAACAGAUCAGAGUACCUUCGGGAAGGGCAAGUGCCGAAUCAGAAGUUUUAAACGGAAGAACACACGUAAAUGGCAAUCACGCGUCGCCCCCGCAUCAUGGCGACCGGAAACAUAUGUACAGCCCCAAUUUGUGUCCCCAGAACACCCAUAGCGAUUCGCCCGGUUAUAGAUAUGGACGAUUUGACGCUAGCGCCCUCCACAUAGCCCAUGCACUUCGGCAAACUGAACUACAAAAGGCCUACAGCAGACCGCUGGAAAAACCGAUCGACUGCUACUUGGUAAGUGACAAGAACAAAGCGUUAGAAAUAAAGAAUAGGAGAACAGAGGACUCUAUAGAGUGGAAGUCAAUAAGAAAUAGGUGAGAUAAUCAGAGACAUAUUAGAGAUCAGAUUAAUGACGAAUGGGAAAAAGAAUUGGAAAGACUAACGAACAAAUUCGAAAGAGAGAUGCAACUGAAAAGAAAAAGAGACGAACAGAAUGUAUUGACCUUAAGGCAUCAACAGGAAAAAGAAGAUUUAGAAAAAAAUAUGACCCUCAGAAGGGACAGAAAAAAGGAAUCGCUUUCGAAGAAAAUGUUGGAACAUGAAAGGGCGGCUACAGCAGCUUUGGUAGAGAAACAAAGUCAUGAAAUGUUAGAACUGAUAAAUGAAAAGAGAAGUCAAUAUAUGCAGGCAGAAUCCUUAUACGCCGAUGAGGUUGAUAAUGGGGGUAUUGGUGGGGAUUACGUAGAUGAACUAGCCCCCUAUCCCACCCAAGCACCACCACCCGCCCCCCCAGCUCUCAGUAAAUUCCAGAUAUACAGCGAUCCUGCGGAAUUUUCACACGUCGACCAAAUUGCAAUUUCGGUGGCUCAAGAAGACCAAAAGUCUUUUACGGAUUUGGUGAGGCAACUUGUAGGCCGUUGUGGAUCGGAUAUAGAGAAGGCAAGGACAAUCUUUCGGUGGAUCACUGUAAAAAAUCUAAACGCCAUGACAUUUGAUGAUAAUCUAAGAGGAGACACACCCAUGGGUUUAUUGAGGGGUAUUAAACAUGGGACUGAAAGUUAUCACGUCUUGUUCAAGAGACUUUGCAGUUAUGCUGGUCUUCACUGUGUAGUCAUUAAGGGUUAUUCAAAAUCUGCCGGUUAUCAGCCUGGUGUAAAGUUCGAAGAUAAUCGGUUUCGAAACUCAUGGAACGCAGUCUAUGUCGCGGGGGCAUGGAGAUUUGUGCAAUGCAACUGGGGUGCUAGACAUCUUGUAAACGCCAAAGAAGCACCCAAAGCUGGUAAUAAAACUAAAGCGGAUAGUUUAAGAUAUGAAUACGACGAUCAUUAUUUCUUAACCGAUCCGAAGGAGUUCAUUUAUGAAUUCUUCCCACUACAACCCGAAUGGCAAUUAUUAAAACAACCGAUAACUCUUCAAGAGUUUGAAGAUUUACCAUUUGUGAGGUCCCUAUUUUUCCGAUACGGUUUAUACUUUUCUGAUCCGAACACGAAAGCUGUUAUGUUCACCGAUUCAACAGGUGCAGCAACUGUUCGAAUAGCCAUGCCAGGACACAUGCAAGGAACGUUGAUAUUCCAUUACAAUCUCAAGUUUUACGAUAGCGAAGGAGACACUUUCGAAGGCGUUUCUUUAAAAAGAUUUGUUAUGCAGUCAGUGGCGGGUAACACGGUGUUAUUCAGAGUGCACGCACCGUGUAGCGGUGCCUUUUUACUGGACAUUUUCGCCAACGCUGUAACGCCAAAGGAAUAUCUAACGGGAGAACCGAUGAAAUUUAAGAGCGUUUGCAAAUUCAAAAUAUGCUGUGAAGACUUACAAACGGUCAUGGUUCCUUUGCCUGAUUGUGCUUCUGGCGAAUGGGGACCCACCAAAGCCACAAGACUUUUCGGACUAGUUCCAAUUACCCAUCAGGACGCUCUAAUUUUCGCGGGUCGAGAACUGGAAAUCCAGUUCAGAAUGUCGCGCCCUUUGACGGACUUUAUGGCGACGUUACACAAAAACGGGGUGGAAGAGAAAAAAUUAUCAAAAUUCGUGUCCCAUCAUGUUGUUGAGGACUCCGUUACGUUCACUAUCACAUUCCCUGAAGAGGGUCAAUACGGUUUGGACAUUUACACGCGAGAAAUGGCAAUGAUACAUGAUGCAACAGGUGAAAAGCACCUCCUCACGCACUGUUGUAAAUAUUUAAUCAAUUCGUCUAAACGAAAUUGAUACGAACGAUUAUAAACUACGUUGGUGAAAGAACUACAUAUAUUUAACGAGUCAAUCAAAGACUGGCUAUCAUCAACAAUUAUUGCAAAAAGAGAUUUUUUAAUUAUUUUAUUAUUUACGAUAACCCCUGUACCUACACUUGGUUAAGCUUUAAAAAUAUACAGGGCGAUUUUAUGAUUCAUUACAUUUCGCAAAUUAUGUUUAUUGUACCUAUCUUCCACUAAGAUUCCAAAUUUACAUAUUUUGCGAAAAUAAAUCGCUUUGUAUUUAUGAACAUUAAUUAAGAAAAGAAAUAUUUAUACUUUUAUAAUUUCUUCACGUUGUUAUUUGCUGAGGCUUGUUUAUUGUACCAUAACACCACAUAUUGUUAAAACUAGUUUUUAAGUAUGUUGUAUAAUCAUAAUAAUGGUGCUCAUUCAUAAAAAUAACAAGGAGUUUUAGGGGUGUGAUCUACGUUUUCAAAAUCUUUGCUUUGGACAAUCGAAAUCAAAAACUUUUCAUUAAUUAUCGUUAAAUUAGUCGAGUGUGGAAAACUGGAUCGCACGUCCUAAUAAAAAAAUAUUU